CUUCUCUUACUUAUUCUUUAGGCCGUUUUAUUUUGGCUGCUGUUUAUGCUGAAGGAACCACUUUUCAAGAAAAUGAUGAGAAUGUACCUGUUGACAUAUUAUAUGAUGAAUGUUUAUCAGACACGUUGAAUUUACUUGAAUACAAAAGCCUGUUGAGAUUUGACGAAGUUAGACAAUUGGAAAUGAACCUACCAGAUGCAAAUGAAGUAUUUGGAGAAGACCUUAAAGAUUUGGUUGAAAGAGAGAAUAUCACAAAUAAUUUUAUUAACAAGGUUCUUAGGAACAAAGCUCAUACUUCAAAUCAAAACAAUACCAGUAACAGGCAAACUAGCAGAAGGUUAUACUUUCGAAUAGACAAGCUUAUUCCCUUUACAAAAGCAAGAGUUGUAGUAGAUAUUAAUAGCAAAAUGACAGGACAACAAAAUAAUCAGACAAAAAAUAUGGAUAAUGAUUCAAAAAG
Molecule: messenger RNA, 460 nt
Organism: Racocetra persica
Lineage: Eukaryota; Fungi; Glomeromycota; Glomeromycetes; Diversisporales; Gigasporaceae
Source: the annotation of a GenBank genome assembly